UGAACAUAGCCUGUAGAGAGAUAAAUAGCCCUGCGGGAGAGGAAGGUCAAGUUCAAAGUUUUUCUUUCCUUUGGAUCCAGGAAUAAGCAAAUGGAAAGACUAGCCAAACAACAGAGCAGCAGGCAUCUGAUGGUUAAGCCCUCCCCCCAGGACGUUUUAUGUACAUAAGCAGAAGUCACUCCAGCAGCUGCGGCGCAUUAGUUCCAAUAGUUUAACAGGCUGCUUUGUAGCGCGGACAAAAGCCCUGCCAGCGCAGUGGCUUCCCUCCAUGUUCCUUUGCCCUGCGAGCUCGUCAGUGAUCUUUGGCAGGGGCUCGGGAGAGGGAGAGGAGGGUGACGUUUAACAGGCUUCCGCCGAGGAGUGCGCUCGCCUCGUCUCACCCAGCCCCGUCGCCGCAGAGAGACUGAGGCAGGAGAGCGAAUGAACUAGCCGCAGCUGGAUCCGACCUGCUUCCCCGGACAUUUCCCGGACUCCGAGCGACAGAAUCCCUGGAAAGAGGCCAGGGAACCACGUUGCCCUGGAUUGUCGCCAACUGUACAAAGUUGACCAGGAAAAUGGCUCAGCAGACGACGAGCCCGGACACCUUAACAGUACCUGAAGUGGAUAAUCCGCAUUGUCCAAACCCGUGGCUGAACGAGGAUCUUGUUAAAUCUUUGCGGGAAAACCUGUUGCAGCACGAGAAGUCCAAAACGGCGAGGAAAUCGGCUUCUCCCAAGCCCUCUCCAGUGAUUUCUCCGCGAAAUUCCCCCAGGCUCCUGCGCAGGAUGCUUCUCAGCAGCAACAUCCCCAAGCAGCGGCGCUUCACCGUGGCUCAUACGUGUUUCGACGUGGACAAUGGAACAUCUGUGGGACGAAGUCCCUUGGAUCCCAUGACCAGCCCAGGAUCUGGGCUAAUUCUCCAAGCAAAUUUUGUCCACAGUCAACGCCGGGAGUCCUUCCUGUAUCGAUCCGACAGCGAUUAUGACCUCUCUCCAAAGUCUAUGUCCCGGAACUCCUCCAUUGCUAGUGAUAUACAUGGAGAUGACUUGAUUGUGACUCCAUUUGCUCAGGUCUUGGCCAGCCUGCGAACUGUACGAAACAACUUUGCUGCAUUAACUAAUUUGCAAGAUCGAGCACCUAGCAAAAGAUCACCCAUGUGCAACCAACCAUCCAUCAACAAAGCCACCAUAACAGAGGAGGCCUACCAGAAACUGGCCAGCGAGACCCUGGAGGAGCUGGACUGGUGUCUGGACCAGCUAGAGACCCUGCAGACCAGGCACUCUGUCAGUGAGAUGGCCUCCAACAAGUUUAAAAGGAUGCUUAAUCGGGAGCUCACCCAUCUCUCUGAAAUGAGUCGGUCUGGAAAUCAAGUGUCAGAGUAUAUAUCAAACACGUUCUUAGAUAAGCAGCAUGAAGUGGAAAUUCCUUGUCCAACUCAGAAGGAAAAGGAGAAAAAGAAAAGGCCAAUGUCUCAGAUCAGUGGAGUUAAGAAACUGAUGCACAGCUCUAGUCUGACUAAUUCAAGUAUCCCAAGGUUUGGAGUUAAAACUGAACAAGAAGAUGUCCUUGCCAAGGAACUGGAGGAUGUGAACAAAUGGGGUCUUCAUGUUUUCAGAAUAGCAGAGUUGUCUGGUAACCGGCCUCUGACUGUUAUCAUGCACACCAUUUUUCAGGAACGGGAUUUGUUAAAAACAUUUAAAAUUCCAGUAGAUACUUUAAUUACGUAUCUUAUGACUCUUGAAGACCAUUACCAUGCUGAUGUGGCCUAUCACAACAAUAUCCAUGCUGCAGAUGUUGUCCAGUCUACUCAUGUGCUGUUAUCUACACCUGCUUUGGAGGCUGUGUUUACAGAUUUGGAGAUUCUUGCAGCAAUUUUUGCCAGUGCAAUACAUGAUGUAGAUCAUCCUGGUGUGUCAAAUCAAUUUCUGAUCAAUACAAACUCCGAACUUGCCUUGAUGUACAAUGACUCCUCUGUCUUAGAGAACCAUCAUUUAGCUGUGGGCUUUAAGUUGCUUCAGGAAGAAAACUGUGACAUUUUCCAGAAUUUGACCAAAAAGCAAAGACAGUCGUUAAGGAAAAUGGUCAUUGACAUUGUACUUGCAACAGACAUGUCAAAGCACAUGAAUCUACUGGCUGAUUUGAAAACUAUGGUUGAAACUAAGAAAGUGACAAGUUCUGGAGUUCUCCUUCUUGAUAAUUAUUCUGAUAGGAUUCAGGUCCUUCAGAAUAUGGUGCACUGUGCCGAUCUGAGCAACCCCACGAAGCCUCUCCAGCUGUACCGCCAGUGGACGGACCGGAUCAUGGAGGAGUUCUUCCGCCAGGGGGACCGGGAAAGGGAGCGUGGCAUGGAGAUAAGUCCUAUGUGUGACAAGCACAAUGCAUCCGUGGAAAAAUCACAGGUGGGCUUCAUAGACUAUAUCGUUCAUCCUCUCUGGGAGACAUGGGCAGACCUCGUACAUCCGGAUGCCCAGGACAUUUUGGACACUUUAGAAGACAAUCGUGAAUGGUACCAGAGCACAAUCCCCCAGAGCCCCUCUCCUGCACCUGACGACCAAGAGGAGGGCCGGCAGGGUCAAACUGAGAAAUUCCAGUUUGAACUAACUUUAGAGGAAGACGGCGAGUCUGACACGGAAAAGGACAGUGGGAGUCAAGUGGAAGAAGACACUAGCUGCAGUGACUCCAAGACUCUUUGUACUCAAGACUCGGAGUCCACUGAGAUUCCCCUUGAUGAACAGGUUGAAGAGGAGGCGGUGGGGGAAGAAGAGGAAAGCCAGACCGAAGCUUGUGUAAUAGAUGAUCACUCUCCUGACACGUAACAGUGCAAAGACUUUCAUGCCUUUUUUUUUUUUUUUAGUAGAAAAAUUGUUUCCAAAGUGCAUGUCACAUGCCACAACCACGGUCACACCUCACUGUCAUCUGCCAGGACGUUUGUUGAACAAAACUGACCUUGACUACCCAGUCUGGCGCUCAGGAAUAUCGUAACCAGUUUUUUCACCUCCAUGUCAUCAGAGCAAGGUGGAAACCUUCACGAACAGCAUUUUAACAAGAUUUCAGCUUGGUAGAGCUGUGGAAGCAGAUAAAAUCAAUUCCAAAAUGUUUUCGAGGGAGCGUGGCUCAUCAGGCACCCCAAAAGUUGAUUGGAUUUGGGGUUUCUUUUCUUUUUAUUUGUUUGCAAUAUUUUCAGAAGAAAGAAAGCAUUUCACAAAGUGAACUUAAUGGGUGAACCAACAGAUACAUCAAGAACAAGACACAACAUGAGUCUAUUACCAGAAGGAAGAGGAGGAUGAGCCACAGAAAUUGCAUAAUUUUCUAAUUUCAAGUCUUCCUGAUACAUGACUGAAUAGUGUGGUUCAGUGAGCUGCACUGACCUCUACAUUUUGUAUGAUAUGUAAAACAGAUUUUUUGUAGAGCUUACUUUUAUUAUUAAAUGUACUGAGGUAUUAUAUUUAAAAAACUAUGUUCAGAACUUCAUCUGCCACUGGUUAUUUUUUUCUAAGGAGUAACUUGCAAGUUUUCAGUACAAAUCUGUGCUACACUGGAUAAAUCUAAUUUACGAAUUUUACUUGCACCUUAUAGUUCAUAGCAAUUAACUGAUUUGUAGUGAUUCAUUGUUUUAUAUACCAAUGACUUCCAUAUUUUAAACAGAAAAACAACUUUAUGUUGCAGAAAACCCUUUUUGUAAGUCUUUGUUUACUUUGCUUUUUGUUUCACUCUUUCCAGAUAAGUGGGGUUGCUCUCCACUGAUGUUUUUCUUCACAGUGUGCAAAGUGAAUAUUUGUUCUAUAAUACUUUGAUGUGCGUUAUGUCAAAUGUGUCUUAAGCCUCAUGGAAACUCAGUCAUCAGUUGGUGUUGUCUGAAGCAAGUGGGAGAUAUAUAAAUAUCCAGUAGCUAAAAUAGGUCAGUCUUUUUUAGAUAUUUUCCUACUUAGUGUCUUCUGAUAACUUUUUGCCGUGUCAGUAGACGUGCAUUUCACAAGUGCAUGUCUUUGUAAUAAUCCACACAUUUCAUGCUCAUUUUUAUUGUUUUUACAGCCAGUUAUAGUAAGAGAAAUGCUUUUCCCCUUGUGCUGCUUUAUUAUUUAGCGUGUGUUUGAACCUCUGUCCAUGUUGGCUAGAUGGGAUCUUCUCAAAUAUAUCACCACCAUUCGGACUGAUGAAAAGAAGCAGGUAGUCAAGUUAGGGUUAGCAUUCAUUUCUACCAUGAAGUUGUGUAUCAUGGCUAGCUUUUACUGUUGGUUUAUAGAAAAAAGUUCAUGGCUAACUAGGGAGUUUUUAAGAAUAUUAACAGUAUAUAUUAAGAAACACCAGUACAACUAAUUCUCUUUGGUUUUGAUGAUUUCACUAUGGGAUUAAUAACUGUAUCAGGAAUAUCUCUGAUAGUUGGUUUUAAGUGUCGCAACUACUCUUUCUUGAUGGACAGCUAGAUAACAUAUAGGAAUUGCUUUAUGACUUAUCCUUGAUUCAUAAACAUGUCUUGUAGAGGGGAACUACUUCUUUUAAACACACUGAGGGAAAGAAGAUGAUGCCAUUGACACCAGAGGGUUGGUAAAAAGAUUCUGCCUAAAUAAAAAAUUAGAGAUCACUCUUGGCUGAUUUUAGCACCAGGAACUGUGUGGCAAUUUUAGAGAUUAAUUCCAAGUUUUUAUCUACUCAGAGCAGUUGGCAUCAUGAGGCAUUUAGUUUGGACUUUUCUUCUCAUAUCAGUUCUUAGUAAAAUGUUUACCUCCUCUGUGAAGAGUUUGGAGCCCAAAUAAUCAUUUUUCACAUUGAUAUACAAGAAUUGAGAUAGAGGCUAAAGGGGGUAUCUGACCAAGUAAAAACUAAAACAAUUGAGAAAAACUGCCACCCUGAAAAACAUUUAUAUUGGGAACUUCUCAAGGAGACUUCUGGGGACUAGUAACUAAAUUAUCAGCCAGGAAGAUGAUCCAAGCUAAAGACAGCCCCCAUUUUAAUGGAUACUUAGAACCUUUAAUAGAAAGAUCAUGUCUUUAUAGCUCUGAUCUUUUACAUAGGGGCAGAAUAGGAAUCAACUAAUUAUCAGGUUUGCAAUCUCCUUCCCCUAUAAAGAUCAGACAGUAAUCUUCCAAAUAAAGAUCAAUGCUUAACCAAAUGGUUUCACAAGAACAUUUGGGAACUUGUUUCUCUUUUCAUUGUAUUUGUCCCUGAGAGAGAUCUACAAGGAAAGGCAAAAAGGGUCUAGAGUUUAUUCCUCUUUCCAAAACAUCUUCAUUCCCCACUCUCCAUUUGGCAUUUCCCCCACAGAGUGCCUAGAAUCUUAAUAAUGAAAAAAAAAAUUAAAAAGCAGCAAUAUGUCACUAACAAAUCCAGACCUGAAAGGGUUCAUAACUGCACUAAUAAAGAGAGGCUUUUUCUUUCCAGUUUGUUGGUUCUUAAUGGUACCAUGUUGUAAAGAUACCCACAAACGGACAAUCAAAUUGUGGAAAAGGCUUAAUAUCUAAGAGACAGGGACUAAUGCACUGUACAAUCUGCUUACCCUUGCCCUUCUCUCUCUCUCUUUCUCCCUCCUUCUGUCUUGCCAAAGUGUGCUUCAGAAAUGUACACUGCUUUAAAAAGAACAUCCUUUUACAAGUGGCUUUACAUUUCCUAAAAUGCCAUAAGAAAUUGCAAUAUCUGGGUACUGUAUGGGGAAAAAAAUGUCCAAGUUUGCAUAGAACCAGUGCAUUUCAGCUUGCAAGUUACUUUAACACAAUAAUGCUAUUUUAAUUUUGUUUUCUUUUACAUCAGUGAAAAAAUUCACAAGAAAAUAAUGUAGUUAGAACAAAUUGCAAACAAGGAAAGAAAAAAACUUGAAUGAAAUGGAUUUUACAGAAAGCUUUAUGAUAAUUUUUGAAUGCAUUAUUUAUUUUUUGUGCCAUGCAUUUUUUCUCACCAAAUGACCUUACCUGUAAUACAGUCUUGUUUGUCUGUUUACAACCAUGUAUUUAUUGCAAUGUACAUACUGUAAUGUUAAUUGUAAAUUAUCAGUUCUUAUUAAAACAUCAUCCCAUGAUGGGAUGGUGUUGAUAUAUUUGGAAACUCUUGGUGAGAGAAUGAAUGGUGUGUAUACAUACUCCUUGUACAUUUUUCUUUUCUCCUGUAAUAUAGUCUUGUCACCUUAGAGCUUGUUUAUGGAAAAUUCAAGAAAACUAUAAAAUACAUAAAGAUAUAUAAAUUUAAAAACAUAGCUGCAGGUCUUUGGUCCCAGGGCUGUGCCUUAACUUUAACCAAUAUUUUCUUCUGUUUUGCUGCAUUUGAAAGGAAGGUAAUGGUGGGGCUAGGGCUGGGCAUUUUAUAUCCAGGCUUUCAAUUGAUUGGAUUUCUGGCAAUGGCUGGAUUUUAUAAAACCACAGACAACUCUGGAAGAUUCUGCGACCUUUUUGAGAUAUAAGCUCUUAAGUACGUCUUGCCAUGGAGCAGCCCUGCAUGUGUGAUGCUUGUUUGCCAUCAGUUUAUCAGGAGCAACUUCAGCUACUCACAUCUGAUUUUUUAAUUUGUUCAGCUCCCAAACUCUACUGGGGAAAUAUAUUCAUGUCCAGUGAUUUAAAAAUGUCCUUUUAAAAAAAAGUCUUUUGGGCUUCUAGAGCCUUCUGGACAUGUGAAGUGAAUAUUACUGUACAAAAAAUGUCAUCUUUUUAACUCUAGAAUUUUUCUUCCACUAAGAUAAACCAAAUUUUCAUAUUGGUUUAUCUUAGUGAAUAAAAUACACACACACACACACACACACACACACACACACAUAAACCCAUCUAUUUAAACUCCAAGUUAUGUAUGAUGCCGAUUCACAUAACAUAAUGCAUUCACCAUCUUUUAGAAUUUGUUUCUUCAAAACUUGUAUCACUGUAGAAUUUUUAAAUUGAACCUUUCACAAUGGCCAGCCCCUGAAAGCAUGAGAAAUUCCUAGUGGAUAAUGUGGAACCCUACUCCCACUGCUGCCCAGCCCUUGGAACGUAUGACUUAGUGAAAGGAAAGAUGAUUUUUCUAGGAAAAAUGAGCCUCCUAUUAUUUUAUUUUAUGUUUUUGACACAAACUGUAGAUUUUAGCAGCCCUGGUCCAAAGGAAUUUGAUUACUUUUGUUUUAAACCAUACAAAGGGGACACUAUAAUUAUAAAAUAACAUCCUUACUGAUUUUAGUUGUUUUUAAUUUUCUUUCUUUGGAUAUGUUUUCAAGAGUGGUAAAUUGUGUGUGAGCAUUACAAAUGAUGAUUCUUUUAGUGGUUUCUUAGCCUCUCUUACAGCCCAUGGGGAUAGUACUGUACAUCAAUACCUUCAUAUGAAAUUUUUAUAUGCAAUGAAAAUAAAAGCAUGGGUUGAUUCUGCCUA
Molecule: messenger RNA, 7299 nt
Organism: Lemur catta (Ring-tailed lemur)
Lineage: Eukaryota; Metazoa; Chordata; Mammalia; Primates; Lemuridae
Gene: PDE4D
Product: phosphodiesterase 4D
Exons: 15
Coding region: 555-2795 (746 amino acids)
Biological process (GO): cAMP catabolic process; regulation of cardiac muscle cell contraction; signal transduction
Cellular component (GO): cytosol; perinuclear region of cytoplasm; nucleus
Molecular function (GO): 3',5'-cyclic-AMP phosphodiesterase activity; transmembrane transporter binding; ATPase binding
Source: RefSeq, a predicted model, not a curated record